Messenger RNA from Exophiala aquamarina CBS 119918, 234 nucleotides. RefSeq lists its product as uncharacterized. Lineage: Eukaryota; Fungi; Ascomycota; Eurotiomycetes; Chaetothyriales; Herpotrichiellaceae. The transcript has a single exon. The record is from RefSeq and is a predicted model, not a curated record. Bases 1 to 234 code for a protein of 77 amino acids.
AUGGAUGAUUGGCUCACUGUUUUGCUAGGAGCAACGGCCGCUGCGGCACCAAAGGAAGGUGAAGACAAGCAAUUCAACGGCAGUUGCUUAGUUGCGAAAGCCUCGUCCAAGGAGGAGGUGCUAGAGGAACUUCGCAAGGACAUCUAUGCUCAGGAAGGUGUCUGGAACGUAGAGAAGGUAUGGUAUAGUAUUGAUAUGCUGUGGCUCUUGUUUAAUGAAGAGGAUAAACGCUGA